CCAAAUCAUUCCUCAUCGCUCAGUCGCUCACAAAAAGCAUCCACCACUACCACCAUUAGCUCGGCUGCAGAGAAGGAGAGGAGAUGGGCUCCACCGCCGACGAGGAAGCGUGCAUGUUCGCUCUCCAGCUCGGCUCAUCAUCGAUCCUCCCGAUGACGCUCAAGAACGCCAUCGAGCUGGGCCUCUUGGACACCCUGGUGGCCGCUGACGGCAAGCUGCUGAGCCCCGCCGAGCUGGCUGCCAAGCUCCCGUCCACAGCGAACCCAGCCGCGCCGGAUAUGGUGGACCGCAUGCUGCGGCUGCUGGCCUCGUACAAGGUGGUGUCGUGCACCCUGGAGGAGGACAAGGACGGCCGCCUCUCCCGGCGGUACGGCGCCGAGCCUGUGUGCAAGUUCCUUACCCCCAACGAGGAGGGUGUCUCCAUGGCGCCGCUCGCGCUCAUGAAUCAGGACAAGGUCCUCAUGGAGAGCUGGUACUAUCUGAAGGACGCUGUACUUGACGGCGGCAUCCCGUUCAACAAGGCGUACGGGAUGUCGGCAUUCGAGUACCAUGGCACGGACCCGCGUUUCAACCGCGUCUUUAACGAAGGGAUGAAGAACCAUUCCAUCAUCAUCACCAAGAAGCUCCUUGAAUUGUACAAGGGCUUCAAUGGCGUCGGCACCCUCGUGGACGUGGGAGGCGGCAUAGGCGCCACCGUCGGCGCCAUCACCGCCCACUAUCCCACCAUAAAAGGCAUCAACUUCGACCUUUCCCACGUCAUCUCCGAGGCUCCGCCAUUCCCGUGUGUCACCCACGUUGGCGGAGACAUGUUCCAAAAGAUUCCCUCGGGGGACACCAUCCUCAUGAAGUGGAUCCUCCACGACUGGAGCGACGAGCACUGUGCAACGCUGCUUAAGAACUGCUACGACGCGCUGCCGACGCACGGCAAGGUAAUGCUCGUGGAGUGCAUCUUGCCGGUGAACCCGGAAGCCACGCCUGAGGCGCAAGGGGGGUUCCAUCUCGAUAUGAUCAUGCUAGCACACAAUCCGGGUGGCAAGGAGAGGUACGAGAGGGAGUUCGAAGCCCUGGCCAAGGGUGCCGGGUUCGGAGCCAUGAAGACCACUUACAUCUACGCCAACACAUGGGUCAUCGAGUUCACUAAGUAGAUGCAUGACAACGUCCACCGAUAUCUUGCUCAUUGUCGCUCCUAAAUAUGCACUAUCUUUCGUUUUUCCUUAUAUUAUGUCUUCGUUAACUUUAUUAUGCUCUGAAUCAUUCCAAAUACUAUUGUUUGUGUCCUCGAUUUGUUCGAAAUAUACUAUUAUAAAGCUUCUUAAUGGUGGCAUAUAUGAUAGAUCCUGCAAUGACAUGUUUUCUCUC
This is a messenger RNA of Aegilops tauschii subsp. strangulata, 1359 nucleotides long. RefSeq names its product tricetin 3',4',5'-O-trimethyltransferase. Lineage: Eukaryota; Viridiplantae; Streptophyta; Magnoliopsida; Poales; Poaceae. The record is from RefSeq and is a predicted model, not a curated record. Gene Ontology annotation, molecular function: protein dimerization activity; O-methyltransferase activity.